AUGCCACAACCAGCCCCAGACGAGCCCUCCGUCAAUGCCGGUAUAAGGGCUCCUAUGCCCGCACCAACCGAGAUGCCUGCAACCUUCACACAUCCCAUACUAUCUCCGUCAAACACCGGCUGCGACGUUGCUUCUUCACCUCCAGAAUCACCCCACAGCCGGCUUCCGCUCUCCAUCUUGCAAUCACACGGCUCUUCUAUCUCCUCUUCAACGUCUGUGAGCGCUGUGGGCGGAUUACUGCUUCGAGAUUAUGCCCGCACGGCGGACCCAUCUACAACAGACCAAGAAAUUCAUGUGAGAGAAGCACCAGUGGUUGAGUCUCAGUCCGCGGAGACUGUUCCUGUUCACCAACAGGCGGAAGCGCAGCAUUUAGCACCAGCAGCAACAGACAAAUUGGUAACUUCAGCGCCAACAACACCGUUUCUUCCUUUACGAUCAUUCCACACACACCGACAGGGAAAUUUGUCCUUGGAUACGAUACCGCGGCAGACCAUCAUGAAGGCGCUAGCAUCGAGACCACCUUUGAAUGGCAAUGCGCCAUCGUUUACGUUGGCUUCGUCGCUGAACGGAGUUUUGAAUGGAUCAACCAUGCCUAACGCGGAAGAGACAGAACAGGAAGAGAAAGACAGCACAUCCAAUUCUCAAAAAUUGUCGGCGGUACUGUCUACCCUACAAGCACAGCAUACUGGUUACUCAGACAAGUCCUCGGCGACGGCCCGGCUUGCACUUCAAUCCCCGUGUUUCUUCCAUCAACGAUUUGACGAUGCAGUCAACAUCCAGAAAGUACUUGAAGAGAUAGCAGACGAUGAAUGGCUGUCGCAUUCACGUCUUGUACAGACGGCAACCGGAGUCAGAGAAGUUUCAAAACAACUGCAACGGCGGCCGAUAAAGCGCGCUGUCAAGACUGUGAUGAUAGUCACCAAAGCGCGGGAUAAUCGUCUUGUCUAUUUGACCCGCGAACUAGCCGAAUGGCUUCUCAGUACCCCACGGUACGGAAAGGAUGUAGGCAUCACUGUGUAUGUGGACUCAAAAUUGCACAGUUCCAAACGGUUUGAUGCUCCAGGGCUGAUGGCCAAGGAUCCUCGCUUCGAGUCGAUGUUAAAGUACUGGACUCCUGAUUUGUGCUGGACGUCACCGGAGAAGUUUGACUUGGUUCUCACGUUGGGCGGUGAUGGUACGGUUCUGUUCACUUCAUGGCUGUUCCAGCGCAUUGUGCCGCCAAUUCUAUCUUUCUCGUUGGGAAGCUUGGGCUUCCUGACCAAUUUCGAAUUUGAUAAGUAUAAGGAACAUUUGAAUCAAGUCAUGGGCGAUGGCGGAAUGCGCGUCAAUCUGCGUAUGCGAUUCACAUGUACUGUCUACCGGGCAGAUCGAAGCAAAGGCGCGGCACCCGGAGAUGUGGAGGAAGGGGAGCAAUUCGAAGUAUUGAAUGAGUUGGUUAUUGACCGUGGGCCAUCGCCUUAUGUGUCGAAUCUUGAGCUAUAUGGAGACAAUGAACUUUUGACGGUAGUUCAAGCGGAUGGCUGUAUCUUUUCCACUCCAACAGGCUCUACUGCUUAUUCACUUUCCGCUGGUGGCUCAUUGAUUCACCCAUCUAUUCCCGGCAUCUUGUUGACUCCUAUUUGCCCUCAUACUCUUUCAUUCAGGCCUAUGGUCCUCUCCGACACUAUGCUUCUACGUAUUGCGGUGCCCAAUCUCUCUCGGUCUACCGCGUACUGCUCUUUCGAUGGUAAAGGCCGCAUUGAAUUGCGACAAGGCGACUAUGUCACCGUCGAGGCGAGUCAAUACCCCUUUCCGACCGUUGUCUCUGGUGGCGGUGAAUGGUUUGAAAGCGUCCGUCGCGCUCUCAGAUGGAAUGUCCGCGGAGCGGUUCAGAAAGGCUGGAACGGCGAUGUUGGCGAAAAUGCGGAGAAUGGACUGGACGAAGAGAAUGUCGAUUUUGACAUUGACUUUGACAACGCCACAGCGGGCACUGAUAGCGGCGUUGGCGCGAGUGAAGAUGGAGAUACAUAUGGCAAUGGAUCGGGCAGUCCGAUGAGGAGGCAAAUGAGUUUAUUGAGCAUGUAG
This is a messenger RNA of Talaromyces marneffei, 2064 nucleotides long. RefSeq lists its product as uncharacterized. Gene Ontology annotation, biological process: NAD+ metabolic process; NADP+ biosynthetic process. Lineage: Eukaryota; Fungi; Ascomycota; Eurotiomycetes; Eurotiales; Trichocomaceae. The transcript is spliced from 2 exons. Bases 1 to 2064 code for a protein of 687 amino acids. Gene Ontology annotation, molecular function: NAD+ kinase activity. The record is from RefSeq and is a predicted model, not a curated record.